Molecule: messenger RNA, 678 nt
Organism: Phialemonium atrogriseum
Lineage: Eukaryota; Fungi; Ascomycota; Sordariomycetes; Cephalothecales; Cephalothecaceae
Exons: 3
Coding region: 1-678 (225 amino acids)
Source: RefSeq, a predicted model, not a curated record
AUGGAAGCCACCAGCAGCCAGUCUCCCAAUGCUAGGUACUUUGGCGAGAGCUCCCCGACGGAACUGAGGGACCUUGAACGCAACGCCAAAAGGGCAACCACAAAGCAGAUGGCAAGGGCCGCCACGUACCUCCAAUGUGCCUUCCAUGGCCAACAUUAUGCCUGGUUUGGCGGCUGGGCACUCAAGCUUCGAGGGUCGCGUCGAGACACCAGGGACAUUGACUUGCUAGUCCGCGCAGAUGGUAUCAGGCAGACAAUCAUGUCGUUUUAUGAGAUUACCGGUAGCAUUCAAGAGAGAAUGUUUGUCGACGUUGGCGAAAAUGGGCAGGUUGUUGGAGCUGAUAUUGUCCUUUCCAACGGCAAUCUAAACACCCCCAUUCUCGGAGAGCCGGACUCGAUUGAAAUGAUCCAGCCCCAAGUGCGAAUAAUGCACGGGGAUAGGGUGCCUGUUAUUGAUCUUGCCUGGCAAGUUGAGGGAAAGCUUUGGACAUGGACCUCGAGAACUAAGGACUCUGAUUUCCAAGAUCUAGUGUUCCUCUUUCAUACCUAUGGGGACAGGGUCAAGGAGUGGAGUGAGCACUUGAAAAAGGACCAGCGGAUCAACUUUUACGAAGUCUAUAAAGUGGAGGCAAAAGACAAAGCGGCUCAGAAGAAAAUGAAGGAAGUUCUCUCUCUUUGA